Messenger RNA from Lathyrus sativus (Indian pea), 1584 nucleotides. The record is from the annotation of a GenBank genome assembly. NCBI's taxonomy places the organism in Eukaryota, Viridiplantae, Streptophyta, Magnoliopsida, Fabales, Fabaceae.
AUGCCUUCCAGUCACUUGCUUCUCGAGGAACCAAUUAGGAUGGCUUCCAUCCUAGAGCCAUCAAAAGCCAGCUUUUUUUCUGCGAUGACAAAGAUUGUUGGUACAUUGGGUCCUAAAUCUCGAUCUGUUGAGACUAUUUCUGGCUGUCUUAAAGCUGGGAUGUCUGUGGCUCGUUUUGACUUUUCAUGGUGUGAUCCAGAGUAUCACCAGGAAACUUUGGAGAAUUUGAAGAUUGCUAUUAAGAGUACUAAGAAGCUCUGUGCUGUUAUGCUGGACACGGUGGGUGCGGAGAUGCAGGUUGUUAACAAAAGUGAGACAACUAUCACACUUGAGAUAGAUGGUCAGGUUGUUCUAACUCCAAACCAGGGACAAGAAGCUUCUUCAGAGAUUUUGCCAAUCAACUUUGAUGGACUAGCUCAGGCAGUGAAGACGGGAGACACUAUUUUCAUCGGUCAAUACUUGUUCACAGGAAGUGAAACUACUUCUGUAUGGCUAGAGGUAUCCGAAGUCAAAGGCAAUGAUGUUGUAUGUAUCAUUAAGAACUCAGCUACAUUGACAGGGUCAUUGUUCACUUUGCACGCCUCUCAAAUUCAUAUUGAUUUACCUACUCUUACUGAGAAAGACAAGGAGGUUAUAAGCACAUGGGGAGCUAAAAACAAAAUCGAUUUUCUGUCAUUGUCAUAUACUCGACAUGCUCAAGAUGUUCGCGAGGCUCGUGAGUUCCUUUCCAAGUUGGGCGAUCUUAGCCAGACUCAAAUCUUUGCAAAAAUUGAAAAUGUUGAGGGAUUGACCCAUUUUGAUGAGAUUUUGCAAGAAGCUGAUGGUAUUAUCCUUUCCCGUGGGAAUUUGGGUAUUGAUCUUCCACCAGAGAAGGUUUUUCUAUUUCAAAAAUCUGCUCUACAAAAGUGUAAUAUGGCUGGGAAGCCUGCUGUGCUUACACGUGUUGUGGACAGUAUGACUGACAACUUACGACCAACUCGUGCUGAAGCCACUGACGUUGCCAAUGCUGUUUUAGAUGGAAGUGAUGCAAUUCUUUUGGGUGCUGAGACUUUACGUGGAUUGUACCCCGUGGAGACUAUUUCUACCGUUGGCAGAAUUUGUUCAGAGGCCGAGAAAGUUUUCAACCAAGAUGUUUAUUUUAAAAGGACGGUCAAACAUGUUGGAGAACCCAUGACCCACUUGGAAUCAAUUGCAUCCUCUGCGGUUCGUGCUGCUAUUAAGGUGAAGGCUUCUAUUAUAAUUUGCUUCACUUCAUCUGGAAGGGCUGCAAGGUUGAUUGCAAAAUAUAGGCCAACAAUGCCGGUUCUCUCUGUGGUGAUCCCCCGACUUAAGACAAAUCAGCUUAAGUGGAGCUUUAGUGGAGCUUUUGAGGCAAGGCAGUCACUUAUUGUAAGAGGUCUCUUUCCUAUGCUUGCUGAUCCUCGACAUCCUGCUGAGUCAACAAGUGCAUCAAAUGAAUCUAUUCUUAAGGUUGCCCUUGAUCACGGAAAAGCAUUGGGAGUCAUAAAGUCACACGACCGAGUUGUUGUUUGUCAGAAACUUGGUGAUGCAUCCGUAGUUAAGAUUAUCGAGCUCGAAGAUUAA